This is a messenger RNA of Carya illinoinensis, 327 nucleotides long. RefSeq names its product signal recognition particle receptor subunit alpha homolog. Gene Ontology annotation, cellular component: endoplasmic reticulum membrane. Bases 1 to 327 code for a protein of 108 amino acids. The record is from RefSeq and is a predicted model, not a curated record. Gene Ontology annotation, biological process: SRP-dependent cotranslational protein targeting to membrane. Gene Ontology annotation, molecular function: signal recognition particle binding; GTPase activity; GTP binding. The transcript is spliced from 4 exons. Lineage: Eukaryota; Viridiplantae; Streptophyta; Magnoliopsida; Fagales; Juglandaceae.
AUGACGAAGAAUGUGGCUAAGGAGAUGGCAGAGAAACUCUAUGAAUCAGUGGCAGCGAGUCUUGAAGGGAAAAAGUUGGCUUCGUUUACAAGGAUAUCUUCAACUGUACAGGCAGCAAUGGAAGAAGCUCUUGUUCGAAUUUUAACUCCUAGGUGCUCUAUUGACAUAUUGAGGGAUGUGCAUGCUGCCAGGGAACAAAGGAAGCCUUAUGUUGUUGUUUUUGUCGGUGUUAAUGGAGUUGGGAAAUCUACUAAUCUAGCCAAGGUUGCCUACUGGCUUCUGCAGCACGAGAUGAAUGUCAUGAUAGCUGCUUGUGACACAUUCUGA